This is a messenger RNA of Lytechinus variegatus (green sea urchin), 2930 nucleotides long. RefSeq names its product clumping factor A-like. The coding region runs from base 111 to 2018 and encodes 635 amino acids. NCBI's taxonomy places the organism in Eukaryota, Metazoa, Echinodermata, Echinoidea, Temnopleuroida, Toxopneustidae. The record is from RefSeq and is a predicted model, not a curated record. The transcript is spliced from 5 exons.
GAACUUUUAUUUGAGGCAGCAGAUUUUGUGUGUGAGAUGACAAUUGCUUCCUUUGCUCAUACAAUCUUAGUGCAUGGUACCUUCAGCUCUACUCUGUGCCCUCCAAUAUCAUGACUGUGGAUAGUAAUAUCGUUCUUGUUAUCUUUCUACUCAUACAAAGUGCAGUUGGUGAGCUAAUGGGGAGUGAUGUUGAUCUAACGACCAUCAGCCAAUCAGAGAGUGAUGUUGAUAUAACGACCAUCAGCCAAUCAGAGAGUGAUGUUGAUAUAACGACCAUCAGCCAAUCAGAUAGUGAUGUUGAUCUUACCACCAUCAGCCAAUCUGAGAGUGAUGUUGAUCUAACCACCAUCAGCCAAUCAGAGAGUGAUGUUGAUCUAACCACCAUCAGCCAAUCAGAGAGUGAUGUUGAUCUAACCACCAUCAGCCAAUCAGAGAGUGAUGUUGAUCUAACCACCAUCAGCCAAUCAGAGAGUGAUGUUGAUCUAACCACCUUCAGCCAAUCAGAGAGUGAUGUUGAUCUAACCACCAUCAGCCAAUCAGAGAGUGAUGUUGAUCUAACCACCUUCAGCCAAUCAGAGAGUGAUGUUGAUCUAACCACCAUCAGCCAAUCAGAGAGUGAUGUUGAUCUAACCACCAUCAGCCAAUCAGAGAGUGAUGUUGAUCUAACCACCAUCAGCCAAUCAGAGAGUGAUGUUGAUCUAACCACCAUCAGCCAAUCAGAGAGUGAUGUUGAUCUAACCACCAUCAGCCAAUCAGAGAGUGAUGUUGAUCUAACCACCAUCAGCCAAUCAGAGAGUGAUGUUGAUCUAACCACCAUCAGCCAAUCAGAGAUUGAUGCUGAUAUAACGACCAUCAGGCAAUCAGAGAGUGAUGUUGAUCUAACCACCAUCAGCCAAUCAGAGAGUGAUGUUGAUAUAACCACCAUCAGCCAAUCAGAGAGUGAUGCUGAUCUAACCACCAUCAGCCAAUCAGAGAGUGAUGUUGAUCUAACCACCAUCAGCCAAUCAGAGAGUGACGUUGAUCUAACCACCAUCAGCCAAUCAGAGAGUGAUGUUGAUCUAACCACCAUCAGCCAAUCAGAGAGUGAUGUUGAUCUAACCACCAUCAACCAAUCAGAGAGUGAUGUUGAUCUAACGACCAUCAGCCAAUCAGAGAGUGAUGUUGAUCUAACGACCACUAGCCAAUCAGAGAGGGAUGCUGAUCUAAACACCAGCCAAUCAGAGAGUGAUAUUGAUCUAAACACUUUGCGCCCAUCAACUUUGACCGACCGUGUCACAUCAAUCGAAGGAAGUACAACAAAAGAAUUGCAAGCGAACACCCCAUUUUCAGCUGAGGAUAUUGGUUUAAAAAUCGUUUUGCCGACUAUUGGCGUCUUUUUUACGGGUGUUGGAGCGGUGGUUGCAGUUUUGCAGUAUAGGAAGAACAUGAACUCAAAUAAAGAACGAAACAGGGCUGAUCAAGAGAAUCAAACCCCCUCUCGAGUACCUCCAGGUGAGGACCAUCAUGGUGUCCCAAACUUUGAUGAUGCGUAUACUGGUAUCAAUCCGCAUGAGAGAGCUAGAAACACAGAAUAUAUGACAUUGGACACUCCGAACCAAGGCACCAAAGAGAACAGUAGACAUUCACAUGAUUACGAGGAUAUUUCCAGUACCCAAUUAGUUUCCUUGAACCUGGAUCAACCGUCCAAGGAGAACGACAUCAGUCCACAUCUUUAUGAUGAUGCUUGGAGCACCCAAUUUCCCUUCAGCGAAAAGCGACAGUCUCCAAAGAUCGACAGCCGUGAAAUAUACGAGGAUGCAUCGUCUACCGCUUUUUCAUUCAACAUGAAACCCAUCACCAAGUUGGAUGGAUUCGAGAAGGGAUACUAUAAGCCUACAUUAAAUCAUGAAUACCUUUCCCGUGAAGAAGCGAUUGACUUGCUUCUCAAGUCUCAACGGCUCACUGCGGACAGUUUCUCUCAGGGGCAGAAAUCUCUCCCAAAAGGUAGGGGGGGGGGGACAAGGGGCUGGAAAAUUUGACAAUAAAAAAAAAAAAGAUUAUCACCCCAAAUUUCAGGUCAUUUCGACGAAAAUAAAUUUGACAAACAAAACCCAGUAAGGUCAUCCCGUCCUCAAAUACAUGUUUUAUUUCGAUUUUGAAUGAUGAAUUUCUUACCAUCAUAGAAGACCAGAAAUAGUAGGGAGGGACAUUUGAUAUUGUGUCCCCCUACUAUUUUGAGUAGGGGGGACACGUCCCCUGUCCCACACCCUGUGAUUUCCGCCCAUGGUUUCGCUUAAUCCCCAGAAGAACAUGAUCACUGGUGAUUCACUUUGACUAUGCUGAUUUCGAAUGUUACACGACAACUCGCUGGAAACUUCCCGUGAUAAAAUGACAUAAUCGGGAACUUUCCGCACAGCGACGCGGAAUGAAUCCUUCAACUUCAACGCACAAAUUUAGAAAGGCAAGUCCAAUCACAUAUGACGUCAUUUGUCAAGGUUCGGUGAAUCCGAACAGCAGUUUCCUCCGACAUUUAACGAAAAAUGGCAAAUAUGUCAUUUUUCCAGAGUCCAUGAUGAAAAUGGUGUUCUGAAUUCCCAUUUGUUUUAAGACCUCAUGGUUGUGCUUUAAAAGGGCAUUUUGACUAUACAUUUUUGGGGGAGGGGGUCUUAAAUCCAACAAGCAUCGUGGAAGCAGAAAACAUCCUCAUUUUUACGUGACUCUGAGCUUUACCACCCCCACCCCCCUAUACAGUAGCGGACCGUGACCCGGAGGAGACAAAGCAUUGGGGAGGGGGGCACUGCAUCAUCUGUGAACAAUGAUGUGCCCCCCCAAUGCUUUGUCUCCUCCGGGUCACUGUCCGCCACUGCCCCUAUACAUCAGGCAAAGAGAGGAAAGACGAAAUUCACACAAAUGUGCAUCUAUUUUGAUAGUAAAACAAAUAUAUAAGUGAA